AUGGUUGCAUCGAAUUCUAUUAAGGAUCUGUUCAACAUGCAGGCGACGUGUAAGGUUUUCCUCGGUGCGGCGAGAUCAGACACUAUAUACAAGCAUGCGACGAUGUCUUAUAAAUCGUUAGCGCGCUUUUUACUUAACCUCGACGGGCCUGAAAGGAGAUUCCUUGAUUGCUGCGUGGAAGUAGGAAAUGUGGAUGCUAUAGUCCGACAUGGGUUCGCGGAAUAUCUCCAGUUUGGCCGCCAUGACAACGUCAUGGAACUGCUUGCUAGGGCCUCAAUGGAGGGCAGCGUCGAAGCAGGUUACCUGUCUUCCAUGUUGCUAAUGUUUGAUCACGAAGACGUGCAAAGGGGUGUUCAAAUGAUGGAGGUUUUUCGUAUUUUUGGGCAGCUCGAGAGCUACACCAAUUUCUUGACGGACGUUUGCAAAGAUACCACGGUGAUCUUAAAAGAAUUGUUUGCACGCAUCUGA
Arachis ipaensis is the source of this 468-nucleotide messenger RNA. RefSeq lists its product as uncharacterized. NCBI's taxonomy places the organism in Eukaryota, Viridiplantae, Streptophyta, Magnoliopsida, Fabales, Fabaceae. The record is from RefSeq and is a predicted model, not a curated record.